CACAAUGAUUUCUACCACCAUUUUAAGGACACAUGGACCAACGUCUCGUGGUGUCGCCCGCUUGGCACAUAGAGCAUCCACAUACCAGAUGAUCAGGUUGAAGUCCAAUUUACAUCGCCCUGAUGCCGCUGGAUCUAAUGACCCAACAGAAGCCGCCGAUGCUGCUGCAACGGUUUUGGCGGAUUUAGGAGACCUCCAGAAAAUGCCCAACAAGGCCACCUGGAUCGAAGCCCUCAGAGAGAGAGAGGCCCAGUUAAAGGAAGGGAAAGUGUUGGACAGCUAUUCGUACAAAUCGGUCAAAACCACCGAAGUGGGAGAAAAGACUAGAGAAGACUCAUUUCUGUAUUUGACACUUCCGUUCAAAGACGACAAGUGGUUGUGUGACGCGUAUGUCAACGCCCAAGGUCGGUUACGGGCGGGACAGUUGUUUCAGGACUUGGACGCGUUGGCCGGAAGAAUCGCCUAUAGACACUGUUCUCCAGCCGAGCCCGUGAAUGUGACCGCUUCUGUGGACAGAAUCUAUAUGGUGAAGAAAGUAGACGAAAUCUACAACUUCAAUUUCAUAUUGGCAGGAUCUGUCACGUGGACAGGCCGUUCGUCCAUGGAAAUCACCGUUAGAGGCUAUGCAUUUGAGAAUGGUACUCCUUCCGAAAUCACCAUAGAUUCGUUACCUCAGGACAACAUUUUUUUGAGUGCCAAUUUCACUUUUGUGGCCAGAAACCCUCUCACCCAUAAGUCUUUCGCCAUCAACCGGUUGUUGCCGGUGACAGAGUCUCAGUGGCUUGAUUAUAGAAGAGCAGAGUCUCGGAACAACUUGAAGAAAUUGUCUGCCAAAAACGCCAAAGUUAUCGAGCCCACAGCCGAAGAGAACGAAUUAGUCCAUGAAAUGUGGAAGGCAUCUAAGGACUUUGAAAAAAAACGUGACAAGCCUAAGAACAUCACGUUGAUGAAGAACUCGGAAAUGACUUCCACUCUUUUCAUGCAACCCCAAUAUAGAAACAGACACUCAUACAUGAUUUUCGGAGGGUACCUUUUGAGGCAAUCGUUUGAAUUGGCGUACUGUGCCUCGGCUGAGUUCUCUUCUGGAGGUCCCAGAUUCGUGUCAUUGGACUCCACCACUUUCAAAGCCCCAGUGCCUGUUGGGUCCAUUUUGACCAUGAAGGCCACCAUAGUCUACACCGAGCACAUCCAUGAAGGUAACGUCGACAUCGAUGCUGACUCGCCGUUCAACUUCAAGCUACCUGCCAAAAACAAGUUGACUACCAACCCAGAAGCAUUUUUGUCAGAGCCUGGUACCUUAAUUCAAGUUAAGGUCGAUACUAAGAUCAAGAGUCUCGAUAGUUCCGAGUCCAAAGAGUCUGGGUCGUUUAUUUAUUCGUUCUUUGUGGCCAAGAACGGUGGAGGUCAAAACGUUCCUGGUUAUAGUUCUGUCAUUCCUCGGACCUACUCGGAAAUGAUGGAGUAUAUAGAAGGCAGAAGAAGAGCUGGUGAUACCGCUCACUACGUGGAGAUCUUGCCAUCUGUCAAGGAAGAGUUGUAGGUGCUUUUUACAAUUAAUAUAUUAAGUUAUUAUCCUAAUAGUACAGAACUUUUAUCAUCAAGGUUCGUUAAUAAUUACCAAUUUCACUCACUAUCGUUGCUAUGUAUCUGAGCAAUUUCUCCUUCGUAUGUGUGAGUCAAGCUUUGGGCACUUUCCCUAAGACUGCUUCUUCUGGUGAAGUCGACCAACUUGGCCUUUUUUCCAAUCGAAGUGCUGGAAAUUCGGGGAUUGUCUGAAAGAUUCGAUGCGAGUGAGUUUUGGGAUAAUUCCAUGUCCAAGGACUUACCGUUAUUCAAGAACUUGUAACUUUCGUGGUUGGAAUCGAUCCAGUUGUAGUCCCCUUCGGGGGUCUGUGUGGCAUUGUAAUCAUUGUGUAAACUAUUCUUGCUGUGUUCGGUCCUCAUACCGAAGUUGGAAGAGGUGCUCAAGUAGUCGGAUGGAUACUCUCUAGAGUUUUCAAGAGAGUUUUCCACUAAUACUCCCAAAUUGGAAGAUGGUGAUCUGGAUAUAUGCCUUCUAGGAGAAGCGUCUGUUUUGUCGACGAUGUUUCCGUCACUAUCUAAUCUCUGAAAAUUGCCUGAAUCUUCUCGAUUUAAUAAUGCGUUUAACGAAUUGUUACUGAUGAAUUGGCCGGAGCCGAAUGACGAUUGUUGACUUGCUCUGAGGAUCAGUUGAUCGUCCACAAGUCGAACUGAAAACAACUUGUCUGUAUUGACAGUGCUUAAUGAGGCAUCGGACUGUCUCACAUUACCCAGCUUAGUUAAGCCUGCUCCCACACCUUUGGCAACAUCACUUUGAUCGUUGGCUCUCCAGGAUUUGGUAGGCCUGUCCUCGUCUUCAUCAUUGGCAUCAUAGUAUUGGGAUCCACCGCUGUCAAUGUCGACGUGUGUGAUCGAAGAUGAAGUACUUUCUAUAUCGUCCUUUUCAAGUUUCUUGACAUUUGUCGUAGCAAGAACCUUGGGGCUCUUGUCUAUCUGUCCAAACCCUGGACCAUUGAUCUCGUCUUCUUCCAAAGUAGUAUCGCCAGAUUUUUCUUCCUCGUCAGUCUUUCUUCUUCUCUUGACACAGCAGCACAAGAGUAUUAUGGCCGCCACAAGAAUCAAUAAUGAUGGCACACCAACACCCAAACCAAUGGCUAACUUCUUUCUCAAGUCACUGUUGUCU
Messenger RNA from Yamadazyma tenuis ATCC 10573, 2704 nucleotides. Lineage: Eukaryota; Fungi; Ascomycota; Pichiomycetes; Serinales; Debaryomycetaceae. The record is from RefSeq and is a predicted model, not a curated record.